CUAGAUUAGAUAGACUACCAACACUCGGUAAAUGUGAGGGUUGCUAGACCGGGACUCAAUCGCGCUACCAGGUCCGUCUAUUCCAAAAUGGAGACGACAACCCGGCAGGACCCGAAAGCGGAAUCGACCCGUCCAGAUGAACCAGAGUUCGAUCUCUACACCAUUCCCAGCUACUCCAGUUGGUUUCGAUGGAACGACAUCCACGAGACGGAGAGAGCCGCAAUGAGAGAGUUCUUCGAUGGAAGCUCGGUCACCAGGAGUCCCAAAAUCUACAAGGAGUACCGCGAUUUCAUGAUCAACAGGUACCGCGAGGAUCCAUCCACCAGGCUCACCUUCACGGAGGUUCGCAAGUCCCUCGUCGGCGACGUCAGCCUGCUCAAUAAGGUCUUCCAGUUCUUGAACCAGUGGGGAUUGAUCAACUUCGGUGCGGAUUCGGCUCGAAUUGAGUCGGAGAACGAGUACAAGGACGAAGUUAGGGUUGAGGAUGGCCCUCCCAACGGCAUUCGUGUUGUUGCUGACCCUAAUUCGUCGAAACCGUUCCCAGCAUCGCACGCCGGGGCCCCUCUUGGCGCUGAUGUCCGCCGCUCGAAGCUGUCGCCAUUGGCGUCCUACUCUGACGUUUUUGGUGAGUUGGGUAAGCGCAAGGGAAUUUUGUGUGGGAGUUGCGGUGGAAAUUGUGAGUCCGGCCGAUAUCAGCACGAUAAGGAUAGCUAUGUUCUCUGUGUCAAAUGCUUCAAAGAUGGAAAGUAUGGAAACAAGUCUGUUGAUGAUUUCAAGCUUCAUGGCAGCAGUGUCAGUGACGGUAAGCAAAGGGAUGCCUGGACAGAGGCUGAGACUUUACUUCUCUUAGAGUCUGUUUCGAGGCACGGAGAUGACUGGGACAUAGUCGCUCAAACUGUGAAAUCCAAGACUAAACUGGAAUGUAUUUCCAAGCUUAUUGAGCUACCUUUUGGAGAGUUUAUUUCAAGUUACAAUCUUGGAAAGGACCCUGCCAGUGGACUAAGCGGUAAUGGAGACGGUGGAAAAGAUGUCUUUCCAUCUCUACCAGAGCAACAAGAUAUGAUCAAAUCUGAAAAUGUAAUGUCCCAGCAGGCUAAUGGUAAUGAGCAGAGAGGAGAUGAUGCUGACAAAGUCCCCCCUCUGAAGAAACAGUGUGUUUCUUAUUCUUCAGGAUCUGGAAUCUCCAUCAUGAGACAGAUCGCUCGCAUCUCAAGCAUGGUCGGGGAUGACAUCACUGCCACUGCAGCUAAGGCUGCUUUUGCAGCACUUUGUGAUGAAGCCUCUUGUCCAAGUGACUCAUUCAAUAAUGAGGAAGACUUUGCUAAUGAAUUGUGGCCUGCCAUGGACCAGUCUGUGUCAGAGAGGUGGCUUAUUUAAGAUCGGGAGACAAACUUAUCCCAGAAUAAUGUACCGUUAACUUUGAGGCUUCGAGCUACAGUUGCAGCUGCACUUGGGGCAGCUUCUGCUCAUGCCAAAUUAUUGGCCAAUGAGGAAGACCGGGAGAUUGAAACUUUAGUUGGAACCAUCAUUGAGACACAGGUACUGCAAGGGGGAGACCUUAUCCUGUAUCCAUUUUUUUCCUACUUUUCAUUAAAAGCUUCUAAUCUGCCCGUUUUCACUGAAUCUUGAAUAUUAGUUGAAGAAACUGCAGUGUAAGACGAUGGAUUUGGAUGAAUUGGAGGUGAUUAUGGAGAAAGAAUAUGGAGAACUAGAAGAACUGAAGCGAUCUUUAGCUGAGCAGCGAGUUGACAUCUUAGCCAGAAGAGUUAGAGCUGGCAUAUCGAAAGCGGGAUCUUAUACGUUUGUGAAAACUCAGAAUGCAACCUUGCCCUGAUGACCCUGUAGCUGAAUCUAAAUCUAGAGAAAAUUGUGGAUAGAGUUGCAGGUCUAGUUGUUGGUUGUUCUAUUGUACAUCAGGAGAUAGCCUGUCGCUUGGUUCUGGUAGGAGCCGUCUGUUUGUGCGCUUCUCCCAUCUCAGCUGAUUGUUUCAUUUCUUGUAUUCCCCAGUGGUAGAGGACUUGUAGUCGUUUAGCUUCUGGGGCAGGUUGUAUGAGGUCGUUUAGCAUGCUAAAUGGGUGAUGUUGGUUAGGGGUGUGUAACGGUCCGGAUCAAACCGAUGCUUGGACCGGGCUGCAUCGAACCAAGAGGAAGGGCAAGCACAACACAACAAAGGGAUUUUUCCACUUACUCGGCUGGCGGUCCUUUAUCCGAUCCAUUGGAGAUCAAAGCUCACCGGCACGGGCAGAUGCAAUCUUAGACCAUUUCUGUAGUAAAAAAUUGUUCGGAAAAGGGAAAAGGAGACGAUAGAUGUUAAUUAUUUCUCAGAUGGUGCGUGGGGAAGAAGCUCGGAAACAAUACGUGCAGAAGCAACCAAACAAGAACUAUAUGAAUAAGCAGCAAACCAAAUUGUCAAAAAGAACCAAUUCGAACUUGGAUUAAACAACAGAACUUGUCGUAGUACUACAUGUUCAAUGACAACUAACGAACACAAGAUGCCUCUACGAAACUUCAUUAAUUAUGCUCAGCAUUUUUAGUAUUUCGUUCUUCCAUCACCCUCAGUGAUCACAUCUUUGAAUGAACCGCCACUCGGAAUCAUGGGCAGAACAUGCUCCUGAUGAGGCACAAUCACAUCCAACAAGUAAGGUCCCGGUGUGUCCAGCAUUUUUUGUAUUGCCGCUCUGAGAUCUGCAAUUCUUGUUACCCGAGAUGCUGGAAUUCCGCAAGCUUCAGCAAACUUCAACAUGUUGGGGAAUAUCUCGGAUUCCCUCGACGGGUCACCUAGAUAUGUAUGAGCUCUGUUAGCUUUAUAGAACCGAUCUUCCCACUGUACAACCAUACCCAGGUGCUGAUUGUUCAGAAGCAUGAUCUUCACUGGCAAAUUCUCCACUCGAAUUGUAGCCAACUCUUGCACAUUCAUUAUAAAGCUUCCGUCACCAUCAAUAUCCACGACAACAGCCCCUGGAUUGGCAACAGCAGCACCCAUAGCAGCAGGCAAACCGAAACCCAUCGCUCCAAGUCCAGCAGAAGUCAACCACUGCCGUGGUUUCUUGUACUUGUAGUGCUGAGCAGCCCACAUCUGAUGCUGACCAACCCCUGUGCUAAUUAUUGCUUCCCCAUUAGUUAAUUCAUCAAGAACCUGGAUGGCAUGCUGAGGUGGAAUCGCUUCUCCAAAUGUCUUGUAUGUCAAUGGAUACUUCAUUUUCUGUUCAUUCAACUCCACUCUCCAGGCCUUGAAAUCCAGCUUACUCUUAGAGUCCUUGCUUUCCAAGAGCUCAUUAAUACCCUGCAAUGCUAACUUCACAUCUCCACACACCGACGCGUGAGGCUGCUUAUUCUUACCAAUCUCAGCUGGAUCGAUAUCAAUGUGAACAAUCUUGGCUCUGCUUGCAAAAGCUUCGAGCUUCCCUGUCACGCGAUCAUCAAACCUCACUCCAAAAGCAAGCAACAAAUCACUGUGUUCCACCGCAUAAUUUGCAUAGACAGUUCCAUGCAUCCCAAGCAUUGACAAUGACAGCUCAUCCGAUACCGGGAAAGCUCCAAGCCCCAUUAAAGUGCUGGCCACAGGAAUCCCAGUUAGCUCAACGAACUUGCUCAACUCUUGGCUCGAAUUCAAACACCCUCCUCCCACGUACAACACAGGCUUCUUGGACUCUGAAAUGAACCUAGUAAUGACCUCCAAAUUCGACUGGCAAGGCGGCUUAGGCAACCUAGCCAAGUAACCAGGCAACUUCAUCUCACACUCCCAGUCAGGAACAGCUAGCUGCUGCUGAAUAUCCUUAGGAAUGUCAAUCAAAACAGGGCCAGGGCGGCCAGAAGUAGCCAAAUGGAACGCCUCUUUCACAACCCUAGGAAUGUCAUCCACAUCGAGAACCAGAUAAUUGUGCUUGGUAAUGGAUCGAGUUACCUCAACAAUCGGAGUCUCCUGAAAUGCGUCGGUUCCAAUCAUGCGGCGCGGCACCUGGCCGGUAAUGGCGACGAGUGGGACACUGUCGAGGAGCGCGUCGGCGAGGCCGCUGACGAGAUUGGUGGCCCCGGGGCCGGAGGUGGCGAUGCAGACGCCAGGCUUGCCGGAGGAACGAGCGUAGCCUUCGGCGGCGAAAACUCCGCCUUGCUCGUGGCGGGGAAGGACGUUUCGGAUGGUUCUGGAGCGAGUGAGAGCCUGGUGGAUCUCCAUGGAAGCACCGCCCGGGUAGGCGAACACAUCGGUGACUCCCUCGCGCUCGAGAGCUUCCACGAGGAUGUCGGCACCCUUCCGGGGCUCGUCGGGGGAAAAUCUAGGGAUCGAAAGCGAAGGAUCUAUGGUGGUGACGGAGGGAGAAGCCGCAGCGGUGGAUUUCGAGUUGGUGGAGCAGGAGAUUUGGAGUGAUUGGCGAGGAGAUGGACGGAGGGGAAAAGAGAAUGACGGGCGGAGGAUGGAGAGAGGAGAUCUGGUGGUGGAGGAAGCAGUGGAGAAGGCGGAGGAGGGAUUGGGGAUUGCGGCGGAGGAGGCGGCGGCGGCCAUUGUUGACAUGCAGAAGAUGGGUACCAAUGCUAAUGCCUAAUGGAUGUUUGCAGGAAGGAAGAGGGAAGGCGGCGGGGCGAAGGAUGGAAGAUGGGUUAAUGAGUUCGAAGAAGACAUAAAGAAAGAAGGAUAAGGACUGGAAU
Messenger RNA from Linum tenue, 4644 nucleotides. Lineage: Eukaryota; Viridiplantae; Streptophyta; Magnoliopsida; Malpighiales; Linaceae. The record is from the annotation of a GenBank genome assembly.